Leishmania major strain Friedlin is the source of this 3435-nucleotide messenger RNA. RefSeq lists its product as hypothetical. The coding region runs from base 1 to 3435 and encodes 1144 amino acids. The transcript has a single exon. The record is from RefSeq and is a predicted model, not a curated record. NCBI's taxonomy places the organism in Eukaryota, Euglenozoa, Kinetoplastea, Trypanosomatida, Trypanosomatidae.
AUGCCAUCCACCGCCGAGGGGAAGAGUGCCGCCAAGGCCUUCGACGGCAAUGGCAACACUACUGUCGAGCGUGAGUCUCUCGAAGCCACGGACGAGGAGGAGACGACCAACACCUACGACGAGCCGCAGGCAGGCAAGCGAAAGUCGUCUGAGUCGAGCAGCAGCAGCAGCAACAGCAGCAGCACUACAAUGAGCGGCGGCAGCUCGGUCUCGCGCUCGGAGACUGGUUCCCCGACGGAUACCGCAGGCGCCCAGCUCACCGGUGGCCGCGGCGCGUCGGGCGACGGGACAGUGCAGGUUGUGAUGUAUGCGAAGCGUGUGACAUACUCGUACAAAGAAUCUCAGCCCUUCCCGAACGCAACCACGCCGUCGAGCAUCACAGCAGCACAGGAACAGUGCCUGCCUGCGUCUGCAAACACGAGCGCCGCCUUCCCUGAAGGCGUUUCUCAGCUUCUAGAGCCGGUCAUGCCAACGCCACCGCGCAGCAACUUCGUUGGUGGUCCCGGUGGUCCAGGUCGCUCCGGGCUUCGCGGCGCGGCAGCGUACACGCAGCUCUCCCCUCCCCCCUCCGCUCCACAGACAACCGGCGGGAGCGCGUUAUACUCCUUCUCUGACAGUUACGCAGUUCCGCCGAGCACCGCCGUCAACGCUCCGUCGUUCUCGACCGCCUACCCCAAUAGCACCAGCGCUGGCGCAGGAUACUCUGCGGCAUACGCGCCUGCGCAGGCACCGUACCACGAGUUCACAGGUGGACUCGCAACUCGCGCGGCUGGCCCGUCCGCCGCUGUUGACCCCCCGCGGAAGAACGCCGAGGAGGUGCCCGCACGGCGGAAGCGUCGCUGGGGCGCUGUUACAGACGCGGACGAGAACCAGCCGCGCCGCAGUCGUCGUAUCCACAUACAGGACAAAGCCGUGGAGGAGGACGAGAGAUCGCAUGAGGAGUACACCGGCAGCAGCUACUCGGACGAAGAAGGCAGCUACAGUUACAGUGGAGACGAGGAGAGCUACGAGUACUACGAAGAGUUCUACGAGGAAGAGGUAGAGGAGGAUGAGGAGGAUGAGGAGGAACCGCGCAUCGACAUUAUCGAGGGCAGCGGCCACGGUAACACGCUGCACGAUAUCCUUUACGGCACCCCAAAGGCUGGCGCGAACGCCAACGAGAACUACAGCAGAGACCUCCGCGAGUCCGUGCGGUCAGACAGUCCCUACCACACGGUGACGGAGGACAAGCAGGAGCCCCCUCGCUACGGCCACCUACGCCCGCGUCACGACAGCGACGAAGGCGAAAAAGAGGACCGCCUCCGCUCCACGUCUGCCCACUCGUGGGAAGCCGCAACUAAGGUGGCGACGGCGCACCGUCGUUCUGCAACGCCGGAGCGGGUGAGUCGGCAUCACCACCACCACAAGAAGUCAGCCAAGGGCUACGAGAGAACAGACGGCGAGGAUGGCGAGAACCACCACCACUCCGCUGCGGGUGCCGGCAAGAAGCACAGGAAAGGCGUGUAUGAGCACGGCGAGCCCUACACGGAGGGCACCUUCAAGGCCGAGGGCAGGAGGAGCAAGAAGGACAAGGCGGGAGGCCACUACGGACCCAUGGCGGAUCUCGACGACAUUAUGGAGCAGAGCACGGCCGACUCGGGCAGCGAAAGCAACGAAGCGCCGCAUGAACCGGCUGGCAAGGACAGCCGGGCAGCCUUCCGCCCGUUGAGUUCUAGCGACACUGAGGAUGUCGAUGACUUCACCGCCCCUUCCAGAAGUCUCUCACGCAACCGCAAGAGUCGGCAGCUCGCCAAGGAAGUAAAUAAGGAGGACCGUCGCCACCACCGCAGCGGUGCCGAGAGCAUGGAGGCGACAAGGAUCACGAAGUUGGAUGCCAAGGACGGCGGCAAGGUCAUUAGGGAGGAGGAGCCUAUCAACACGCCGUCGCAGAAGCGCGCGGAUGCGGGCGAUGAGGCUUUGAGUGCGACGGAGCAUGAGGACGGAGGUCGCUCGUUAGACAGGGACGCGAAGAGGGAGGACAAGAAGCCCAAGGUUGGCCUCCUCAUUAGGUGCGCCUGCUGCUCAAAGGAGAAAAACACCGACGCCAAGGCCAGCGAGGAGAACAAGACGAAGUCCAAGUGCUGCCUCUUCGGCAAGGGCCGCUGCUGCUCGAAGGAGAAGGGCAGCGAUGCCAAGGCCAAAGAAAAGGAGGACAAGAAGCCCAAGCGUGGCCUUAUCAUUACUUGUAUCUGCUGCUCGAAGGAGAAGAGCAGCGACACCGAGGCCAGUGGGAAGGAGAACAAGACGAAGUCCAAGUGCUGCCUCUUCAAGUGCCGCUGCUGCUCGAAGGAGAAAGGCAGCGAUGCCAAGGCCAAAGAAAAGGAAGACAAGAAGCCCAAGCGUGGCCUUAUCAUGACUUGUAGCUGCUGCUCGAAGGAGAAGGGCAGCGACACCAAGGCCAGUGGGAAGGAGAACAAGGGUGCCAUCCUCGUUAACUGUGCCUGCUGCUCAAAGAAGGACAGCGGUGCCAAGGACAGGAAGGACAAGAAGCCUAAGGGUGGCAGCGGUGGCAUGUUCAGCUGUCUCUUCGCCAUGUGCAGCAGCACGAAGAGUACCAAGGAUCAGGUGGCGGACAAGAAAGGCAAGGAGACCGACGAGGAGGAGGAAGGAGCGAAGCCCGACGCGACAGCCCCAUCCAAGAGUCUUACCACGUCGCCUGCCGAGAGUCCAGUAUAUCAUCAGUCCAGUAGUCAGCAGUUGAACCAGAAGAGUGACAAGGUAGAGAGGGCGUUCAAGGUUUCCAAGUCACGGCAGCCGAAGCAGCAGGAGGAAGAGGAAGAAGUCACGGCUGAAACAUCAAAGCCUGCGUCCUCAGUCUCAUCAGCGGCGAUGACAGGGGAGCUCGAAGACCACAGCGAGGACAGUGCCUCGUUCCCUCCAAAGAAUGCGAAGCGCGGCGGCACUCAAGCCCUGUCUGAUAGCGCUCGUGUUGCAGCAGCCGCGUUGAGUCAAGGAGACUCUGAAAAUGAGGCGAGUGCACCGGUCAGCAAGAAGGCAUCGCUUCAGCUGACCCCGAGGCCCUCGUCACGCUCGGCUGGUCAAGUUCACCAUCGGCACAGUCGCACAGGGUCCGCGAGGGCGCAGAGAGGCACUGCCGCACCGUUCACUGGUCACUCGCGCUUUCACAGAAAGCCGGAGAACCCUGGUGUUGUGAUUCCCGUGGACGAGAGCGACGAGUGGAGCGUCUCGAACUCGGCCAAGGCACAGCAACAGCGACGUUACCGCCAUCGCCAAACACGAGUCGUCGAGUAUCGAAGCAAACACAGAAGCGAGAAGAGCAGUCGGCGCAACAGGGCUGAGAGCAGCCGCGCCGACAGAGCUAUGUUGCUCAAUGAGAAGCCGAGGAAUAGAUCCUCGUCUAGUGCGGGUAGGAAGCGGUCAUUGUCAGCAUCGUGA